Messenger RNA from Capsella rubella, 1199 nucleotides. Its product is annotated as two-component response regulator ARR8. Bases 327 to 1004 code for a protein of 225 amino acids. Gene Ontology annotation, biological process: cytokinin-activated signaling pathway; phosphorelay signal transduction system. The transcript is spliced from 5 exons. The record is from RefSeq and is a predicted model, not a curated record. NCBI's taxonomy places the organism in Eukaryota, Viridiplantae, Streptophyta, Magnoliopsida, Brassicales, Brassicaceae.
UGCAAAUUACUUUGAUCCCUUAAAACUUGCUUACUUGGUCUAAACCAAAGCUAGAUCCCAAUUUUUAGUUUUAUUUUCCCUUUUUUGGCCUCUCUUCUCUCUCUGACUCUCUCCGAGAUUUGGGGUGAAAAAUACAAAGACCCCUUUUAUUUUCUCCUCCUCUCUCAUAAGCUCAUUCUCAUAAGAAGUCUCAACAUUUCCGGGGGGAAAAAAACGGAAUUUUUAUUUUUGGAUUUGGAACACAAGAAAAGUUGAAAACUUUGCAUCUGGGCUCUGUAGAUUGUAGAUUCAGAUCUUGAAAGGUUUCGAUUUCAUAUAUAUCAGCAAUGGGUAUGGAAACAGAGUCACAGUUCCAUGUUUUAGCUGUUGAUGAUAGUCUCUUUGAUCGGAAAAUGAUUGAGAGGUUGCUUCAAAAGUCUUCAUGUCAAGUGACAACAGUUGAUUCAGGCUCUAAAGCUCUCGAAUUUCUUGGGUUGAGAGUAGAUGAUGAAGACCCAAAUGUGCUCUCUACAUCACCCCAUAUUCAUCAGGAGGUUGAAAUUAAUCUUAUAAUUACAGAUUACUGUAUGCCUGGGAUGACUGGUUAUGAUUUGCUCAAGAAAGUUAAGGAAUCAGCGGCAUUUAAAAGCAUUCCUGUAGUGAUAAUGUCUUCUGAGAACGUUCCUGCAAGAAUCUCCAGAUGUCUAGAAGAAGGAGCUGAAGAGUUUUUCUUGAAACCAGUAAAGUUGGCUGAUCUUACCAAGUUGAAACCACAUAUGAUGAAAACCAAAUUGAAGAAAGAAAGUGAAAAACCAGCUAAAGAAGAGGAGAGUGAAGUUUCUAAACCGGAGAUAAAAGAAGAAGAAGAUCCAUCAGUCAUUGAGAUAUUGCCUCUCCAUCAAGAACUUGAAUCCGAAAAACUUGAACCACUGAUGAGUGGUGGUAAUAAGAGGAAAGCAAUGGAAGAAGUGAUAUCCACGGAUCGAUCACGUCCUAAAUACAAUGAUAUCACAACCUCGGUCUGACCCUUUCUGUCUUUCUUUCUCAGUUGUCUGCACAAUUUCAGUGUUUGUUUUUAUAGGUUCUUUUUAGGAAUGCUUCUUCCGGUAAAUACAGGGUUUGCUAUAGAGAAUGAAGAUAAUAUGUAGAUGAUGAUGGUACUAGUUGUCACUUGUUAUUGUUUCAUUAUAUGAAAAUCAGCAAAUUCCCAUUUUUGUUUA